This is a messenger RNA of Phascolarctos cinereus (koala), 2784 nucleotides long. It is a transcript of the gene CAB39L, whose product is annotated as calcium binding protein 39 like. The record is from RefSeq and is a predicted model, not a curated record. Gene Ontology annotation, biological process: intracellular signal transduction. NCBI's taxonomy places the organism in Eukaryota, Metazoa, Chordata, Mammalia, Diprotodontia, Phascolarctidae. Gene Ontology annotation, molecular function: protein serine/threonine kinase activator activity.
UAAACUGGCUGUGAAGUAUGUGUAUAUAUGAGUGUUAGAGAGAGAGUGAGAGAGAGAGUACACAAGAGAGCUGGUUUGACCAGAAACAGAACUGCCCGUGACAGAUUAAGAGACAAGGGAGGCUUGGAAUCUGAGUCCAGGCAAAGGAGAGUGGAAAUUUACAGCUGCACUGUGAGUGUUCAAGUGAUCAUUUUCGGCUAACAUUUUCCAUUGGUAACAGUUGAUCUUCAAAAAGACAAAGUCGGGACUGAAUUGUGGAACGGCUUUUCUAUGCCACGUGUCAGCAAUAAAAGACAACAUCUAUUAAAUGGAAGAUAAAGACUACUCCAUCUGAGGGACUUUGGGACUGGAGAGAGCUGUCUUCAGCACCUCGCCAUGUGGCUGUCAGUCUUUGCUUAAGCCCGGAUGUUCUUCUGAGGCUGGAAUUCCAUAGAUAAUUAGAAGAAGAAUCGUGAGUGAAUGAAAAAAAAUGCCUCUGUUUAGUAAAUCACACAAAAAUCCAGCAGAAAUUGUGAAAACUCUAAAAGACAACCUGGCUAUAUUGGAAAAGCAGGAAAAAAAGACAGACAAGGCUUCAGAAGAAGUGUCUAAGUCACUGCAAGCAAUGAAGGAAAUUCUUUGUGGUACAAAUGAUAAGGAACCACCCACAGAAGCUGUGGCUCAGUUAGCCCAAGAGCUGUAUACUAGCGGACUGCUUGUAACCCUUAUAGCUGACCUGCAGCUGAUAGACUUUGAGGGGAAAAAAGAUGUAACCCAGAUAUUUAACAACAUAUUGAGAAGACAGAUAGGUACUCGAAGUCCUACGGUGGAAUACAUUAGUGCACAUCCUCAUAUCUUAUUUAUGCUUCUUAAAGGGUACGAAGCACCACAGGUUGCCUUACGUUGUGGAAUUAUGCUGAGAGAAUGUAUCCGAUAUGAGCCACUUGCCAAAAUCAUCCUGUUUUCCAGUCAGUUCAGAGAAUUUUUCAAGUAUGUGGAAUUGUCCACGUUUGACAUUGCUUCAGAUGCCUUUGCUACGUUUAAGGACUUAUUAACAAGACACAAAGUGUUGGUGGCAGAGUUCUUAGAACAAAAUUACGACACUAUUUUUGAAGACUAUGAAAAGUUGCUUCUGUCUGAGAAUUAUGUGACUAAGAGACAAUCUCUAAAGCUGCUAGGUGAACUGAUUCUAGACCGACACAACUUUGCUAUUAUGACAAAGUACAUCAGCAAGCCAGAGAAUCUGAAGUUAAUGAUGAAUCUUCUGCGAGAUAAAAGUCCAAACAUUCAGUUUGAGGCAUUUCAUGUCUUCAAGGUAUUCGUGGCUAGCCCUCACAAAACCCAGCCAAUUGUGGAGAUUCUGCUAAAAAACCAACCAAAGUUAAUUGAGUUUCUGAGCACCUUCCAAAAAGAAAGAACGGAUGAUGAACAAUUCACCGACGAGAAAAAUUAUUUGAUUAAACAAAUCCGAGACUUGAAAAAAACAGCCCCUUGAAGAUUUUACCUAAUUUUCUGCCAUAGGCAUUAAUCCUGUUUGUUCAAUUUAUAUGUGUCAUUUAAAAAAAAAUAGUGCUUGGGAAGGCAUGCACAGGUGCCUAUUUUAAUUCACUGUUCAGAUAAAUGGAAUAUAAAACUUUUAAAAUGGGAAAGUUUAAAAAAACUAGAAUAAUAUAUUAUUUUAAUCACGUCUGUGAUUAUUUAUGUCUAAUUAGCAAACCUCUGCAUUUAGAAACUGACCAGUUUUUAUCCACGUAUUUGCAUCAACUUGUUCUUGCCUUUCCUACCAGCCGACUUGAGCUUGGAUGACUGCAAUCGUCUUUUUCUUUGCACUUGUAGUCCUGACCGAUCGAGUGCCGUGGGUACACGGACACUGUGAAAGAGCCUAAGUAAGCUCUUUAGCCGUGUUUGCUCAGGUCAAAAGAAUUUCUUAAGUCCCUAGAGGGUAAAUUCAGAAAGACGAUCAGUUCAAGUCUUUUCGUUAUUCAUACGUUGUUUCUUUCCUGAUGUCCUUUGGUUGAUUCUAAAUAAGUAGCUCCUAACCUUUUAGGGAAAUUAAUAUUCUUUUGCCUUAGUUGAGACUUGAGCUAUGUGCAGGACUCUCUUGGAAGCUCCAGCACAAGGUUGAGCUGCUGCAGGCUCUAGUCUAUGAUUGCCAGAGCAUCCCAGCCUCUACUGGGGAGUGUAAUGGGACCACCCACAGAGAAAGGCGGCCUUCCGUGUUCCAGAGGCACCGCCAGGGGAGCCUAAAAUCUGGUGCUCCGAGCAGUUUGGAAUGGAGAGUCAAAAGAGGGAUCCGUGCUGCUCUAUCACAUUGACUUAGGCUGGGUACGUGUUUUUUGUGUGCCAUGUUUGGUGGCUGCUGUUCUCCUGGGCCGCAGAAGCAGGAGGCAUUGCUAGGUGACACCUGCUGCAAAGGCUUGGGUCCAGAGGUUGCACGGGUGUUUUGGUCACUCAUUUUCAUAGGGAAAUGUAGAGGUAGAAAAAGGGGGGAAAUAAAAGAUAUGAAAAGAUAUCUGGCAGGUGGCUAUAGGCGUCUUUCCGUAGUACAACAGGAAGCCGUUACUCUAUCACUCUACAGCAAAUUCUUUAGCAAAAGGCUAGAAAACCUGUGAGAUUCUGUGGUCCAAUAUACUGUUGCAUAUUAGGGUAAUUAAGGAUUUAAUUUAUGCUCUUUAGAAAAGGCAUGGACCUUAACAGGUCAUGGUUUAUUUUCAGAUGUCAGUUGUAUAAAAAUGAUGUAUAUCUUAGCACUCUUGAAUUUUAAAGUUCUAUUUACAAGCUAUUAAAGGCAUGGUUACUACUCUG